Laccaria bicolor S238N-H82 is the source of this 1857-nucleotide messenger RNA. RefSeq lists its product as uncharacterized. The transcript has 6 exons. NCBI's taxonomy places the organism in Eukaryota, Fungi, Basidiomycota, Agaricomycetes, Agaricales, Hydnangiaceae. The record is from RefSeq and is a predicted model, not a curated record. The coding region runs from base 1 to 1857 and encodes 618 amino acids.
AUGGACAGGUGUGAUACAGAAGAGGAAAGUGAUUCAAGUGGUGAUGAUGUUGAUGAGUUGGAAGGGGAAGAAUUGGUGGAAAGCUUGCGGAAGGAAAUUGAGCACGAGAUGCAUUUGCUGCAAGAGCUGGAACUCACCCCAUAUGAGAAGAUAAGCAGUGUUAAGAUAACUGCAAAGGAGUGGAAACGAGCAGAACAAAGUCAUGGAUUCAGGUAUAAUGGACAAGGUGAACGGAUGCAGAGGAGGCAUCAGGAGAUGGCACGGAAAAAGGCUGAAAAGGAUAAAAUAACAAGAAAAAGCACACCAAAGGUUGUUGAAGAAAGAGCACAGGGGUUAGAGUGUGUCGAUGAAUGCAAAGAAUGCAAAGAACACUUACAGCAUGUUGAUGAACAUGAAGAACACGUUGCAUCUGCCAAGUCCACGUCAAGCUCGGUGCCCCAGAAGGAUCCUGACACAUCUGCUGUCAUCACGGACGAGGUCUUCACCGGCUAUAUAUCCAAUGUCGAGGAAGAUGUUGAUGAAGAAAUGGAAAGGAUUCUUCAGGCCGGAGUUGAGGUCAGAGAUGCAGUGGAUCAUGCAGAAAUUGAAGGAUCAGGAAAUGCCAGUUGCACCAGCAACGUCACUCACGAGAACUCGGAAUGGGAGGAUGUUUUUGAGGGCCCUUUUCGUGUCCCAAACCCUCCACCUCUUAAACGACAAUGCCAUGCUGUUCCCAUUCAGGUUGCAUGGAAGAGGCGAAGGCUUGAAGUGGCACUCGAGUUGAAGCAAGCGCUGAGUGCAAUAGAGAAGCUUAUCGUGUCUUGGAAAAAGAAAGUUUUCGACACGGGAAGGAACAGUCUUCAAGAGUAUCGAGCUCGAGUCAUACAGUCACACUUACACAUGGUUCUGCAUAAUGGGAGGAAACACAUCGAAGUGUCAGAAAGGGCUGCCGAAAGUCAAGGUUUCGCAGCAAACUGGGGUGGCAGACUUGUCCGUCGAUGGGUCAGGAAGUGGGUGGCAAAAAGAGAGUUGCCGGAGUCUUCUUGUGGUGCACAUGGGAAAGUUUAUUCCCUUCUUGAUGAUCUGGCUGUCCGUGCAAAGCUCAGAUCAUAUUUGAGAUCAAACAAAUGGUCCGUGGAUCCCGCAAAGCUGACUGAGUUUGUGAAAGCGAAAUUGAUACCAACCGCUGCAGAGAAAUAUAUCUGCCAGGUGGUUGACGAGGAGAUGCCGCGAGGAUUGAAGAAAUACAUGGAAAUGGAACUAUUCCCUCACGUUCAGUAUCGCAAGGUUGGGAAAGGCAUUACCUUGGAGACCGCACUACAGCAGAAUGAUGGAAAAAAGAAGAGCUGGGUCCUUAACAGCGAACAUGCGUUGAAGAAGAAAGGCGUGGGACGCGGAAUCCACGUUUCCGGAGUAAUUUGUGCGACGAAGGGGUAUCUCACAGAUGCAGAGCAGACAAUGGAAUAUGGGAAAAAUUAUGAGGGAUAUUGGACAGGUGAAUUAUUUGUGAAACAGCUUCGUGAAAAAAUUAUCCCUGCAUUUGAACGUGCUCAUGGACCAGGAUAUCAAGCACUUAUCGUCGUUGACAACUCUCAGGGCCAUUCUGCUUAUGCAGAAGACGCCCUCUUGGUCUCUUGGAUGAAUCUUCACCCAGGCGGAAAGCAGGCGCAUAUGCAUGCGAUAUGUUUUAUUCGUGAUGGACAGAGUUUUGAUCAACCAAUGAUUUUUCCACCAAAUCACUCCAAAUUCCCAGAUCAACCAAAGGUCAAACGAUGGCUGCAUGAAAACUGUGACUACACCUUCCAGGGCUUGCAAGAUAAUUUGCCGAAGGCUAUGGAUGUGGUUGCGCUUGACACGGUUCGCAAAUGGGAACAUUGA